GGCGCACGUCAUGAUCAGGGGUGAUGCAAAAUGACCGAUGAUCCAGAGAGGCAAGCUUGAAAAAAAAUAAUCGUUUUUCUUCUUCGUUUCUCCGUCCCAGACUGAAGUUGUCAUCGUCAACGCAUGGCUUCAAGUGACUGUCCACGUGUGAGAGAUAAACGGAUCAUUUAUAGAAUCAGCGACAGCAGGCGACAUCUUGUUGGGCCUUCUCGACUCGGCUCUCUGGCGACUCUAUACCAUCCAAAUAUACCCUAUCGGCCUACUGACCCCACACCGGUCCACAGUCACCUUCCUGAACUCUUGGACCAGGACACCACCGCCAAUGAUCUCCCCCACGACCCACCCGAGUGCGCAGGCUUUGUCGCUGCUGGGAGCUGGGGGGCAUCUGCGCCGGAGACGGACGAGGUGAAUCCUCGCCCGCACCUGAACGGAGACCAUCCCAUCCUUGACGCCAUUAUUGAAGACAGCCACCACCAGACUUCCGACUUUAAAGAUCAUAAGGAGUUAGCGAGCUCGUACGGCGCGAACCCUUCUGUUCUGGAUCUAAUUCCGGAAUUACAGAGACCCCAGUCUUGUUAUUACAUUAAUUCAAGUUGUAGCCCGGGAUCCAGCACCACUAUUGGUUCGUCUGGCUGGAUUGACGGCUUCGACUGGGCAUUUCCUUCCGUGGGGAUGUCCAAGCAGUGGUCGGGCCACCUGAAGAGCGUCCUACUGGAUGUUUUCCAACAUUCAAGUGACAGCAACUUCCCCACUAUCUUACAGCCACGGUUCAAGAAAACUCCAGGCACGUCAGCUGCUCUAUUUGUUCCCAGUGUCAUGGCAUCGAUUUGGCGACAGUGUUCAGAGGAGAAUGAACCGACGAGCCCCCAGGUUACUCGCGCUGCAGAGCACCCCAUUGUCAUUUCGAAUAAGGAUUACGCUGCACCUGUAUCAGGUUCCAAAACCAAAGGAAUACCAAUGAACAAGGGAAAGAAUGCCAAAACGGCCGGUCUUUCCGCUUCAGUGAAACGAACGCCUGCGUACGGUGGCGCUACAGUACAGACAAGCUGCAGCUCAGAUACCGAGGGGCACAAUCAUGACAUGGCGGGCGGUAGGCUGGCUCGCUGGCAGGGACUGCUCAGGUAUGUCCUUGUAGGUCUGAAAAAGCCCCAGCAUUCUGACGUGGAGCUACAGGACAUGAGUUCGUUCUCACCAAGAGCUGUCUCCGCUCGCUCGACCGAUCACCAAAAAAAUCACCAAGAGUCGGCAGAAAGUCCACUCGGCGAAGUGACGUUUUUCCACUACAACACUGACGGGACGGAGUACUCUUGCACCAGGGUUCCUGUCACUGUUGCCCCGAAAGCAAGCUCGCAUCAACGCAGUGAAACCAGCGGAGUGACGGAAAGCCGCGAGAGCAAUACGUCUUCAGAAAUGGAAAUCAGCUCGGACAUCAUUGAAUGGGACAGUGAGGAAGAGGAUAACGAAGAAGUAAUCGAAGCAGUGUUGAUCCAGGAGGUCGAUCACAUUAACUGUGCUUGCACCAGGUUCUCCAACGAUUCUGUGGAGGAUGGUUACUCAGAGGAGGCAGGGUCGAGUAGCUUUAUCAACCUGCCUUUGACGAGUGAGUAUCCAGGUAGUACAAUCCCUAACGGUAAUAUCAACGGCAACUGUCUUGAAAAGGACAACUUUGCCGCCACCCACAGCGUUAAACGCAGGGCAAGUUCCAUCAAGAGAAUACCAAAGAUCAUUAAGAACAAGAAGAAGAAAGUGAGUUUUGCUGUUCAGUCUCUGAAUCAUAAACACAAACCCAAAAUACUUGGAUGCAGUCUUAAAGAUGACGAUAGUGACCGGAGUUGGCAAAAGCGACCAGGAAAACACCGAAAGUGGAGACGAGGUUCACAUUCCACAGAAAGGGCUGAAGAAUUUCGCGACGAACCAUUUGAAUGGCCUGAUAAUUACAUCCAAGUCAAAGUUCCUCCGAGAUGGACUCCUCCAAGAAGCGACUCUGAAGUGGACGCCUACAUCAGUGUGGCCUCCAGGUAUGUUCCCAGCGUCUACGUUAAGCUAUACAUCCAAGUGCCUAUGGUAACACACCUGUGUGAGUUGAAGACACACCUGCUCAUCUGCGUCUUCAGAUCGUUCUUCACCACCACCGAGGGACUUUACAUCAACUGGGUCAUGUCGCUGCAGUCCCACGUCUACAACUUGCUCUACAUGGGGGUGGCCAGGGUGCGAUUCAGGAGGGAAUCCAACGGCAGGCCCUGCAGGGCAUGCCUGCUGCUGUCCAAAGAUGCCACGACCCUGGUGCGUCACAAACGGUGCAGUUUGUUGAGCACGGUGGCCGACAUUCUCCAAAUUGCCCCGGAGGAGUUGCUCGUGAUGGAGAAAGGACGGAUGGACCAGAGCGACCCGGUAUAGGCAUGUGUGGAUUGACUGGAGCCAUGCAACUCUUCGAGCACUCAUCCUAAUCGUCCAUGCUUCUCUUUGAUAUGAACACAUUGCAUCAUCACUCAAGGAGUUAAAUAUGAAUCCAUUGCAUUAUUAAAAAGUCGACCUGAAAUAUUGAAGGUACCUUAUUAUUUGAUCAGAAAAUAGUCAACUUAAAAAAGCGAGACUUAGAUUCCUUGAAGCAAAGCGAUGUAUAUUAACAAACUCUCACAUUUUCACCUAUAAAAUGAGUUAUUAUUCAGAAGAUCUAAAUCGUGAGCUCUUUUAAUUUUUUUUUUAUUUAGUAACAGAAGGGACAGGCUUCGUAAGAUCGAGACAGUGAAAGUGUACAGGGAUUCUAGUUUUCAUUACCACAGCUAUUGUCUUAUGAAUCGUCUUGAUUGGGAUUCGCGUAGUUUCGUUUAAAAUGUUCGAUGUGUGCACAUUUCCGUAAACAGUCAAGCAGUUAAUUUGCAGGGGAUAAUGAUUGGUGCAGGAUUUAGGUGUUUUGUUUUGUUUUCAAAAGAACAGCUAGCGAAUUUUAUUUCCCAUUUUAUAAUGUCUGUCGUACCCCAUUCAACUGGACGAGUCCCAAUUUGGACAAACAGGGAUUUUUAUGUUUUUCUUUUGCUUUUUUGUUUAAAAUGUACAUAUUUUAUCACAAAAAUGUCUAAUCUAUUUAAAUAAGUGUAUUUGAGGUUUCAUUUUAAUAUAUCGAGAGGACAGUCAGUAUCGCAUUAUUUUGUGUUUUUUUUAGGUGAUCUUUUAUUCCGGAUGAAACGUCAUUUCAAAAUGAACUGAUUUUUAUCCCCUGCCUAGCUUUCUUAUUUCCCCAAAAUAUUUAUUUGCUCACAUGUAAAUUACAAAAUCAAAAUGGUCUAAUGGUGGAUUUGAUACAAAUGGACUGCUUCUGAUAUUCACCAGCCCGCAGUUGUACUAGUAAUAUACCCGGCCAUUUUCUGUGUGUGUGGCUUUGUUUUCCUUUACAGUUUUCAUUAUUACUGAUAUAACUUUAUUGCUCAGCACUUUUCAUAUUGAACGACAUUGUGACUGACGUUCAGUAAAGCGCAAAAGAUAACAUUUGUUUCAGGAAUUAUUGGGAAUUGUGGGGAGAAAUGUCGUUGAUGCAGUGACCAUGUUUUCGUAGAAUUUCCAACAUCUUUUUCUUCUGGAAUAUUCCAUCAAACUAAUCACCAUAUUGAAACUUUAUACCAUUUUCUUUAAAAGCACAGAAAAUCCGGACAAAAAUAAUAAUUGACUCAUCCCUGGAGUUAUCUAGAA
This is a messenger RNA of Acanthaster planci (crown-of-thorns starfish), 3687 nucleotides long. RefSeq lists its product as uncharacterized. NCBI's taxonomy places the organism in Eukaryota, Metazoa, Echinodermata, Asteroidea, Valvatida, Acanthasteridae. The record is from RefSeq and is a predicted model, not a curated record.